ACUACAGCACCGAGCAGGCUGCCUGUCUGCUGAACCAGCCACGCCAUCCAUUUAUCCUUCCUGACGGACUUCACGGAUGUCUGGGCUCGCACAGCGGGGUUCAGGUAGUGUCCAAGCGGGUAGUUCGCGCGCCGACGCGCCGGUGGAGGAAAAGAGCUCGUCUGUGCAGUUUGAACGUUUGCAGGAGCAUCUGUCUGCAUCAGGAGGCUGCACAGACAAGAAAGGCAAAGCAGCAGGGGUGCUCUGAAUAGGAAGCCAAAUUCUGCACUGCAGUGGAUUUCCUCAGGUGUGUGUAUGCGUGAGUGUGUCUCUGUGUGUGUGUGUGGGGAUGUCUGACUUGACAGUAGACUUAGUGUAGGCUCUAGACACUUUCUCAUUAUCAUUGGAGGAACCUGCAGAAGCUUGGGGCAUCAUCUGGAGGUCGACCCGUCCUAGAAAACUGUGCCACCCUCUAGUUUAUGAACCAACCGAUCUCCUCCCUCCACCUGCUCCUGUUUUUCUUUCUCCUUCGCAGACACAGUCUGGUGGCUGGUUAGUCUGUCCGUCCAUUUGAAUCACAAAAGCCUGCAGGCCUCAGACUGGAGAGCUGUGACUGACGGGUGGAUUCAUACUGUGGAUUAUUAAAGAAAUGCACGGAUAUUUAACCAAAUCUGCAGUGUUAAAGCAAAGACCAGCUGUCUGAUCAGUUCAGCUUCAUUGCACUUGGAGGACUUAUAUUUUUGGAUUAAGAAGGUUGGACUGGCUCUUCAGGGGGUUGUAGGGCUAAAAAAGUGUCAAAUUCCACCUCAGGGAUCAGAUUUUUAUCAUUUCCACUGUGUCAUACAAGUCAGCACGACACAGCAAAUCUCAGGCGUCUGUACAGGUUUCCCAGAUUUAGGUUGACUUCCACUUUCACCUCAGGGAUUUUGAACUAACAGAGUUUCCGUUUGGUAUUUUUGGUAUUAACGCAGGAAAUCUCAGGCAACAUCAGUAUUUUUGGCUUUAUGAACUUCUGUUGCCAUGGCAUCUGACAGUUUCCAGUACCGGGCGCUCUUUGAGUACAAGCGGGAACGCGGUGAUGACAUCAGCCUCCAGCCGGGUGACCUGCUCACCGUUCCCAAGGCCUCGCUGAUGGCGGUGCCAGGGCUGGACUACCAGGACGGGGACGAGCGCAGCCCCAAAGGCUGGCUGCACGGCACCAACGAGAGGACCAAGGAGAAGGGAGACUUUCCAGGGACUUUUGUGGAGUACGUCGGGAUAAUGAGGGUCAGCCCUCCUGCGGCUAAAUCCUGGCCCAGGCCUGUACCGCCGACCCCAGUGGGGGCACAGACCGCUGUGGGGGCUCAGCCUCCUGGAGCAGCUGCUGCUUCAGGUGUGGAGGCGGAGCCUCUGUCUGAAACAGCCCCUGUGGUUGUUCUGAAGCUCAUCGAGGCCAUCGAGAAACACGGUUUGAACAGCGAGUCUCUGUAUCAAGCUCCUCCAGUAGCCUCCAGUGGACCUGCAGAGCUGCAACAGGCUCUAGAUUCAGAUCCGGUCUCAGUGGACCUGGACCAAUAUGAUGUGGGUUCUCUGACUGAUGCUCUCAGAGGUUUCCUGCAGGACCUGCCUGCCCCUGUCAUCCCUGCCACAGUCUACAGCGAGCUGGUCUACACUGCUCAAGAGACUCAGAGUGUGGAGGAGUGCGGAGAGAGGCUGAAGAGGAUCCUGGACUCUCCCAGCAUCGCUCAGGCCAACCACCAGCUCCUGGUCCACCUCAGCAGACAUCUGGCCCGGGUCAGCCAACACAGCCAGGCCGGUCCCCGACUGCUUGGACAGGCCUUUGCAGAGGCUGUCUUCAAGCACUCUCCUCUGAGUGCGGAUGUGAACCCAGAGCAUCAUGUCAGGAUCUUGGAGGCUCUAAUCGCAACAGGAGGUCUCAUGGAGAUGCAGGCUGCACCAGCUCUUCCUCCGAAGCCAGCGAAACCCCAGCAGCCCUCCUCAGUCGGGGUGGGAGGAAGCACCAGCAACGGCUCCAAGGACGGAGGAGCAGUCAGCUCACUGCAAGAGGCGGAAUGGUACUGGGGUGACAUAUCCAGGGAGGAGGUGAAUGAUAAGCUCAGAGACAUGCCUGAUGGGACCUUCCUGGUUCGGGACGCUUCCACCAAAAUGCAGGGCGACUACACGCUCACACUGAGGAAAGGGGGCAACAACAAGCUGAUAAAGAUCUACCAUCGGGACGGGAAGUACGGCUUCUCUGACCCCCUGACGUUCAGCUCGGUGGUGGAGCUCAUCAGCCACUACAGACACGAGUCUCUGGCUCAGUACAACACCAAGCUGGAUGUCAAACUCAUGUACCCCAUCUCCCGCUUCCAGCAGGACCAGCUGGUAAAGGAGGAUAGUAUUGAUGCUGUGGGGAAGAAGCUGCAGGAAUACCACAAUCAGUACCAGGAGAAGAGCAAAGAGUACGACAGAUUGUACGAAGAAUACACAAAGACGUCGCAGGAGAUCCAGAUGAAGCGGACGGCCAUUGAAGCCUUCAACGAGACCAUCAAGAUCUUCGAGGAGCAGUGCCACACGCAGGAACGCUACAGCAAGGACUACAUCGAUCGCUUUCGCCGCGAGGGCAACGACAAGGAGAUUGAGCGGAUCAUGAUGAACUACGAGAAGCUGAAGUCUCGGCUCGGAGAGAUCCAUGACAGCAAGGUGCGGCUGGAGCAGGACCUGAAGACACAAGCCAUGGACAACCGUGAGACUGACAAAAAGAUGAACAGCUUGAAGCCUGACCUCAUACAGCUCCGCAAGAUCAGGGACCAGUAUCUAGUCUGGCUCAAUCACAAAGGCGUUCGUCAAAAACGAAUUAACGACUGGCUGGGAAUCAAGAACGAGAACACUGAUGAAGGCUACUUUGUGAGUGAGGAGGAUGAGAACUUGCCUCACUACGAUGAGAAGAGCUGGUUCGUCGGGGACCUGAACAGGACGCAGGCGGAGGAGCUGCUCCUCGGGAAGCCGGACGGAGCCUUUCUUAUCCGAGAAAGCAGCAAAAAGGGCUGCUACGCCUGCUCUGUAGUCGUUGAAGGUGAAGUGAAGCACUGCGUCAUCUACAGCACACCGCGCGGCUUCGGCUUCGCUGAGCCCUACAACCUGUACAGCAGCCUGAAGGACCUGGUGCUCCACUACCACCAGACCUCCCUGGUGCAGCACAACGACUCCCUUAACGUGCGCCUUGCAUACCCCGUCUACACACAGAUGCCCUCCGGACGCAGAUGAACCCCACCCCCGCCCGGCCGCACCCCCACAGACAAGAAACAAACCCCCCUCUUGGGGAAGGGAGAUGGAGGGAAGGAAGGGGGGGGAUUGGUUGAAAUACAAAGCGACCCCAACACCAGAUAGAAACAGAUUAAACACUUGCUGCAACACACACGUCAGCCACCUUGGAGUUAUAUAUUUUUACAAGAACAAUUUCGGAGGGCAUUCUUUCUAAAGACUGCUUGAUUUGCACAAGGAAGUUUUAAAUGUUUGUGAAUGUGAAGAAAAAAAAAAAUAAGUGACUGAAGGAAGGAAGGAAACGGAGUAGGAGACUUCAGAGUUUCAGGUUGACCCCGCUGCUACCUAAACUCCAGCUCAGACUUUUUACCAGAAACCCGACGAAGACGACAACAAAACAUUCCCAUUUUAAGAACUUUUCUUUUCUUCCCCAUUAUUUUCAUUUUCCACCUCAGAUGAUUAUAUUAUGACCUUUUGUUUGUUUGGGGAGUUGUUUUCACGCUUCAGCCGUUUCCUUUUGUUUACUUGUGACGUGGUUUGUGGUAAAUGCAAGAGGAUAUGAUGUCAAGUGUCUGUUCUGUCCCUUUUUCUUACAAAAAGCAAAAACAAUGUAGCAUAACGAGACAACGGACACUUAUUUUAUGAAGUGUUCAUCCACGUAGACUGCUGCUGAAGGGUUUCGGGGGAGGGGGGGGGGCACAAGCGACACAAAACAGUUUUGUAGUUUUGAAAGGAGGACAAGAGGCUUGCUUUUAUACUAACUGCAGAGUGUUGGGGUUUUUUGUUUGCCAAUGUGUAAAUGGCUGUCACAGAUCAGAACCAGAGACCAAAGUUGGUGUGGAGGAGGAGAAAAGGGGCCGAGUGGGUCAAAGAGUCAGCUAGUGUGUGUGUGUGGGGUUUUUUUUUCCCUCCUCUUUUCUUUUUAUGAAUGGAGAAAGGAGCGAUGAAAAGCAAACGAAUGGUGUGUUUGAGACCACACAUAAAACCGAGUUUUGGGCCGCGUGCUUGUGCACCAAAUGGCCUUUUUGGAAAACCAAAUGGUACGUGAACAGAAACGCCAGGACGUUCUGUCAAUACAGAUGGUCGCGUAUGAAGCACUUAAACAAGUCCCAUGUGUGACCUCAGCACUUUGUGUUACUCUGCGAUUCGCUCACCUCACUAUGCUGAACUGAUCAGUCAAUCGACCUGCAAUUAUUAAAUCUAAAACAUACUUCAGCACAUUGCGUUCGGCUUUUAUACAUUUUUAUUGUGUUUAAAAGACCAAACGAGUAAUUGAGAAGAUAAUUUUAGUUGCAUCUUCACACGUAAAAAUAAAAUGUUUGCUCUAUGUGACCAAAUCACAGUAUAACAGAGUGCUGAGGGAACAGAUGUCGCUACAGUUAAACCAGACGAGAAAAGGUUACAUCCGGUCAAAAUCAUCCUCUCAGAGGAAAAAAAAAAUAACUGAAACCCAUUUUAUGUGUGGUUUAAACAAAGAGUGACGUGCGUGAAUUUGUGCUAACGACUGUGGGCUGAAAAACUGGGUCUGUUUUUGUUACAAAACCUUCAGAAAUAAUAAGCUUUGAUAAAAUGUUUUAUGUGUAAUGCAACGAGAGCAGGUAGACGGAGACGAUGUCCCGAGCUGAAGACACAGGCUUUAGAAGAAAAUACUGAAAACUUGAAAGAACGUGCAAUCUAGCGUUGAGUAGUUCAGCAGUCAAGCAGAGUGAGAUGCACUAAGGUCCAAGAGAUAAUCAAAGUGCACAGUGAAGCUUUUGGAGUGAAAUUGUUUGUCUGAUUGCUCAGUUUCCUCUUAUUUAGAGACUUUUUUUUUUUUUUAAACUGAAGUACUUCUUGCUGGUGCUUGACUUUAUAACCAGCGGAAGCAUCACAAUAAAAAAUAUCUUGAAAAACUUCAAGAGAAAAACUCAA
This is a messenger RNA of Micropterus salmoides (largemouth bass), 5133 nucleotides long. RefSeq names its product phosphoinositide-3-kinase, regulatory subunit 3b (gamma) (gene pik3r3b). Gene Ontology annotation, molecular function: 1-phosphatidylinositol-3-kinase regulator activity; protein binding. Gene Ontology annotation, cellular component: phosphatidylinositol 3-kinase complex. The record is from RefSeq and is a predicted model, not a curated record. The coding region runs from base 1000 to 3225 and encodes 741 amino acids. Gene Ontology annotation, biological process: insulin receptor signaling pathway; phosphatidylinositol phosphate biosynthetic process. Lineage: Eukaryota; Metazoa; Chordata; Actinopteri; Centrarchiformes; Centrarchidae. The transcript is spliced from 15 exons.